This is a messenger RNA of Vigna angularis (adzuki bean), 1371 nucleotides long. RefSeq names its product tobamovirus multiplication protein 2A. The transcript is spliced from 7 exons. Gene Ontology annotation, cellular component: membrane. The record is from RefSeq and is a predicted model, not a curated record. Bases 206 to 1054 code for a protein of 282 amino acids. NCBI's taxonomy places the organism in Eukaryota, Viridiplantae, Streptophyta, Magnoliopsida, Fabales, Fabaceae.
GCCAGAGUGGCAUUUUGUGCUUUGUCACCUUUUCUGUCUUUUUUUUCUCUUUUCUUCUCUGUGGCUGAUUUCAAUUUCAAGUUUAGGAAAGCUAACCUGCGCAAUUUACGAUUCAAAAUCGUCGGUUUCUUCCAAAAUUUACAUAGGACAUUGAUCCCCUUUUUGAAUUGUGGUUGAGGGACUAAAGUACAGCUAUAGGUAGAGAAUGGCAUGUAGGGGAUGCUGGGAGUGCCUUUUGAAGCUAUUGAACUUCAUAUUGUGCGUCACUGGUCUGGCCAUAGUGGGCUAUGGAAUCUAUCUUUUUGUUGAAUUCUCUAAAGCUUCAGAUGAUAACACUCCAGAUAUUUCUCCUGUCAGUGAUGAUUCUGCUCUCAUUCAAUUAGGCCGGCCCAUGCUUAUGGUCGUGUCUCUAUCAGAUAGCUUUCUUGAUAACUUGCCUAGGGCUUGGUUUAUUUACUUAUUUAUUGGUACCGGAGUAGUUCUCUUUCUUAUUUCUUGUUUUGGUUGUAUUGGAGCUGCAACACGGAAUGGGUGCUGCCUGAGCUGUUAUUCAAUUUUGGUAGUAUUAUUGAUCUUGAUAGAGCUGGGAUGGGCAGGCUUUAUAUUCUUUGACAAAAACUGGAAAGAAGAAAUUCCGACAGACAAAACUGGAGACUUUGAUGCGAUAUAUGAAUUUCUGAGUGAGAAUUGGAAUAUUGUGAAAUGGGUUGCUCUUGGAAUUGUUAUCUUUGAGGCCCUUCUUUUCCUGUUAGCCCUUAUUGUCAGGGCUGCAAAUAGGCCAGCAGAAUAUGACAGUGAUGAGGAGUUCAUUAAUUCAAGGCAGCAAGUGCGCCAGCCAUUGCUCAAUAGAUCAGCAGCAGGCCCAGCAACAGGGUUACCAGCUUCUGGAACAGUGGACCAACGUUCAAGCAGAAAUGAUGCAUGGAGUGCGAGGAUGAGGGAAAAGUACGGGCUUGAUACUUCGGAAUUUACAUACAAUCCAUCUGAGUCGAGCAGGUUCCAGCAAGUAAACUCACAGACAGCUGAAGAAAAGAGCCGCUGCACUAUAAUGUGAUCUCUUUUGCCGAGUUUUUUAUUUCAUCUCGCGCCGUACCGGAUCACUCCAUGACAUGGCCAAGAUCAUUUUCAUGUUGUGUUAUGUUGUGCUGAGACAUCGAAAUUUACAGUAGCAUUGCUUGUGUUCAUAGAUUAGAUGCUCAUAUUGUUUUGAAAUGGUCUCUGCUCAUCACUUGCUAGAUGGCAAAACUGUGAUUUUGCCCCCUAACCCCAUGUUUGUGUUUAUUUAUUUGGGAGGAAAACAUUAAGAGCUGUUUUGAGUAUUUUCUGAUUGUUUUGAUGGAAAUUUAUGAAGGAGACUUGUUCGAAGGAUAA